AUGAAAUAUUUAAGCGCCGCAAAAAAAAGUGAAUGCCGUCUUAAGCAACUUGACCCCUGGGAUCCUCAACUUAUCCCUUAUUUAUAUCCCAACUGGAAUCCAUACAAAGAAUGUCGCAUAAGUCGCGAAAUGCAUACUGAAUUGAAAUACAACACUGUUCGGAUGCUUGAUAACACGUAUGUGGUGAAACCAAAAGGAAAGGUAUUUCAAAAAGAGGAUGUAUUGCAUCCAGGCGUAUUCAUCUUGGUUCUUGAUUCAACCUCAUCUUCAUCCGGAAUUCGCACAAUCAUGAAAACUAAUCAACUAUUUAUUGAAAUUCAUGUAAAAGGUCGUAAUUCUGAGGUUUUGCGUCAAUUGUACGAUGCGACAACAUUUUAUUAUCACAACAAAGCUGGCCUUAACAGUCGACCAAAUGCUUUUGCCAUGUUUUCAGGAACUCGUAUAUCUGAACUGGAUGAGUUUCGUUUUCCUGGUAAAAGUACAUCGGAGCAUCCAAAUUCAUGUAAGGAUGGUGUAAAAAGAAAUGAUACUGUAACCUACGAUUUCGUUGAUCAAAAUUAUGCAUCAGUAAUAGCGGAAGAUUGGGUUGGCGCAUUUAAUUGGCCAAAUUGUAAAGGUUAUGGCAUUCCUCCAACCGAUCAUUACACAGGGAGAGACGAAAAAAUUUUCAAAAAUUAUUUUUAUACGGGUGAAUGCCAGGAAACCUAUCAUAAGCUAUUGGAUUAUAUCAGCAAAUUCUUGGACGAAUAUAACGGAAUUUCGAAAUUUGUUAUGAUAUGGUUAUCAUUGAUAGCACAUGAUUCGGCUAGUGGAUUGUAUCGCACUGAUAAUUAUUUUGCUGAUUUUUUUCGUAAACAUGCCAAAAAAUUGGAGAAUUCAUUCAUAUUUGUAAUGGGUGACCAUGGAUUACGAUUUGGCGGUAUUCGACAAACUCCGCCUGGUCAAACUGAAGAUAACAAUCCAUUGCUUACAAUAGCACUACCAAAAUAUUUACGUUCAAAUAAGCAGCUUAUUUUGAAUUUAAAACAAAAUUCUCGAAGACAUACAUCCCAAUUUGAUUUCUACGCAACAUUAUAUGAUAUAGCACGAUAUGCAAGGAAAGAUAAUUUCCAAAAAUGGGAUGAACACGAUUUCAGGAAUGAACUUGGUGAGAUAAGAGGCGGAAUUCGUGCAAAAAGUAUGUUGAGGCCUAUUCUGUAUGACAGGUAA
Messenger RNA from Acanthocheilonema viteae, 1209 nucleotides. NCBI's taxonomy places the organism in Eukaryota, Metazoa, Nematoda, Chromadorea, Rhabditida, Onchocercidae. The record is from the annotation of a GenBank genome assembly.